UCCAAGACUAGAACUCGCCUCACCCAGCAGCAGAAGCUGCGUCUGAUCAAGAAGGCUGAGAGCUCCCCCGCUGUCAAGUAUGAAGACCUGGCCCUUUGGGCCAAAGUCGAGUUCGGUCUGCUAAGGCCCCCUGGGAAAACCACCAUCGACCGCAUCAUCUCGGGGCGUAUCGCGCUGUUGCGCCAGCCUCACGAAAGUGCUCAGCGCAAGAACAAGCCGUCUCCGUUCCAGCUACAGAUCGAUCAAAACAUCGUC
Messenger RNA from Phytophthora sojae, 255 nucleotides. RefSeq lists its product as hypothetical. The annotation marks the transcript as partial. The record is from RefSeq and is a predicted model, not a curated record. Lineage: Eukaryota; Oomycota; Peronosporomycetes; Peronosporales; Peronosporaceae. The transcript has a single exon.